GGCUAUGAGACGAGCGCAGUUGCAAAGCGGCAGCCGCAACGCUUGGACGUGUCGCGAACGGCAAAUUUACGCAAACGAAUACGAAACGGAGUCAAUAGCAACAGAGCAGCAGCAGUUAACCGAAUGUAUAUCAAAAAAACACGCGCCAUGCGCCACCUUCUAGCCAGCGUCCUUUGUUUUCUGCUGUGGCCAACCGCUCACAUUUCUGCUCUGGCUCCAUCACCUGGCUUACAGGUGGUCAAGCAAUGGAAGCUGCUUGGCUAUAACUUUCCGCAAUCCUCCCGUUCCAACGAUGCCAACUUUUAUAGUCCAACGAAUGUGCUGAUUACGGGUAUUGCCGUCAGCGAGGAUCGCAUCUUUGUAGCCACCCCAAAGUUAUUAUCGGGUGUUUCCUCGACUGUGAGUUGGGUGCCCAAAGCACAGAUUGGUGACUCACCUACACUGCAGGCCUAUCCCGACUGGUCCUUCUCCAACACGGCUCGAACCAACUUCAAUUGCAGCGAUCUGAUUCUGACUUCGGUUUAUCGACUACGCAUCGAUUCCUGCAAUCGCUUGUGGAUACUGGAUGCGGGUAUCUCUCGCUCUCUGGAGGAUUAUGAGACCACCUGUCCGCCAAAGAUACUUGUAGUCGAUUUGGAUACGGAUCGUGUGGUGCGUCGGAUUGAUUUUCCGCGCGAAGUGCUGCGUGGUGAAUCCCUGUUCACCAAUAUGGUGAUUGAUGAGACCACAGCGAAAAGCUGUGACGAUGUCUUUGUGUAUAUUACGGACACAGUGGAGCCUGGCAUUAUAGUCUAUGACAGCGCCAAGGAUCUCACCUGGCGUCACUCGCAUCCAGCCAUGUACCCCGAUCCGGACUUUGCACAGUCCGAGAUUCUCAACGAUCGCUUUGUGCUGAUGGAUGGCGUAGUUGGCUUGGCAUUCGAUGAACGCAACGGCAUUGUUUACUUCCAGCCGCUGGCCACAGAUCGCGUGUUCUCUGUGCACAAGAACGUCUUGAGAAGCGGUCCCUUGGCCAAUGGUCAAAUGCUGGAUGUUAAGCUGGUGGGCAAGAAGUCAUCGCAGGGCAUUGGUUUGGCGGUUUCACCCUACGAUAGCAGCCUGAUCUUCAGUCCGCUAAGUGAGACAGCCAUCGCCUCGUGGAAUCCCUCGACCAAUCAGCAAUCAGUGCUGGCGCAAGAUCGCGACAACCUGCAGUUUGUGGCGGAUAUAACUAGGACGCGUUCAGAGCCAGGUGUUAUCUAUGCCAUUGCCUCAAAGUUCCAUCGCUUCUUCCUGAAGAAUCUCAAUCCCAAUGAGUACAACAAUCGCAUAGUGCGCCUGGAACUGCCGACAGGUAAAUCGCCCGGCAUUAAGACACCCCUGUUGGGUCAUCAGUUGGCAGUGACACCCAAGGGAGCUGCUCAGAAUAGCUUGCUGCCAUAUGGUGUGUAUACGCCACACACACAGACGCACACACACACGAACGCACUGCAAACGUAUUUUACGAGUCCGGCGCUAACCACAAGGACACCCUACAAAUUCGAGAAUGCGGGCGUGGUCAAUUAUGGUCUGCGCAAUCCGUUCACAGCACUCAAUCAGGGCGAGGCGUUUCCGCCUACGAAGGCCACACGGGACAUCUAUCAGCGUUCCUAUCUGGAUACCUUGGUGGCUGAUCAUGUGACCACUGCACCUGCAUCUGCAGUGCCUUACUCUGCAUCGCCAGCGCCUUAUUCUACAUCCCCAGUGCCUUAUUCUACAUCCCCAGCGGCUUACUCAGCAUCGCCAGCUACUUACACCACCCGGCACAAUGGCUAUUACUAUCAUUUAAAUUAAUUCAUGAUUUUAGCACAGCUUUUGAUUAUUUUUUCGUUUUGUAAAUAUUAUUUUAUUUAUUUACUCUUUUUCUAUUUCUUUCUUGUAAAUACUUUCUUUUUGUUUUUAUUUCAAUUACUUAUGCGGCUCAUUCGAAAAUAAAAAUUAUAAUAUACACUUG
Messenger RNA from Drosophila grimshawi, 1972 nucleotides. RefSeq names its product major royal jelly protein 1. NCBI's taxonomy places the organism in Eukaryota, Metazoa, Arthropoda, Insecta, Diptera, Drosophilidae. The transcript is spliced from 4 exons. The record is from RefSeq and is a predicted model, not a curated record. The coding region runs from base 124 to 1812 and encodes 562 amino acids. Gene Ontology annotation, cellular component: extracellular region.